AUGGCCCUGAAAAUGGUGAAGUCCUUGUUAGGGCACUCGCUCAAGAAAAGCGAAGCGGGCUGCCCAGAAGAGGCAUCCAGCUCUCCCCUGGUUGCUUUCGAGUGUACGCCUUCGAUCUCAUCAGAAGGUCUUGGUGGACAGAGACCGUUCCCUGAACAGGCUGUUCCACUCGAGUCCUCGGUUGUUCAACCAGUCGCGGUUGAAGCGCUCGAACAGAGCGAGCUCAAGGCUGAGUUGAAAGCCCUGAGGAAGUUCGUGAAGCUGGCUUGCGUCGCUCUCCGUGCGGAAACCGCGCGCUCGGCGGAAGCGCAGGCGGCCGCGGGGGAGGCCCGCUCGAAGACGGUCGUUCUGCAAGCGCGCGUCGCGGCGCUGAGCGAAGAGCUUGCGCAAGCAAGAGCACAGAAUGACGUCAUCCAUGCGAAUCUGGUUGCGCUGCGGACUGCAAUGUUGGAAAGGGAAACCGAAAGCGAGCGGACAAUCGCAGGCCUUGAGGACGAACUCAGGCGUACCUGCGAGGCCGUUGGGCUGUGCGAAAAUGAUCGCGAGCGGUUCCAUUACGUGCUCGCGCUGAACGGCCAAGAGGGAUCCCUUCCCCGGAGCGUCCUGGCGUCCGAUCCGGAGUCUCACCUAUACAAGAUGUACGGCGGCGAGUGGGACUACGCGCGCAAUGCAGAGGGGCGCGCAAUCGUCACGUGCCACCCGCACCGGUGGGCGCCCAUCGUGGAGUACCUGGCGACCGGAGCGAUUCCGGCGGAACGGGAUCCGGCGCUGCUUGCGCAAGCGCGGUACUGGAAUCUGCAAGGUUUGGUUAACGGCCUCGAGGCCUUGACUCCAAGGGGUCUUUUUCGUUCCGUCCUGGAGCUGGAGGACAGCCUGAGCCCUGGGGGCCUACUUGGAGGGUUUAUGGAACGGGCCUCCAUCAACUUGUCAGCGAACCGAUGGCUAGAGCUCACAACAGCCUAG
Klebsormidium nitens is the source of this 963-nucleotide messenger RNA. The record is from the annotation of a GenBank genome assembly. Lineage: Eukaryota; Viridiplantae; Streptophyta; Klebsormidiophyceae; Klebsormidiales; Klebsormidiaceae.